UUUCCCUUCCUGCUGCCUUUGUUCUACCGCGCACUCUGUGAGCCGAUCCGCUACUCGAUUCCUGAGGAGCUGGCCAAGGGCUCGGUGGUGGGGAAUCUCGCCAAGGACCUAGGGCUCAGUGUCCAGGAAGCGUCAGCUCGGAAGCUGCGAGUUAGCGCGGAGAAGCUGCUUUUCAGUAUAGACAGGGAGAGCGGGGACUUACUGGUGAAGGACCGAAUAGACCGCGAGCAGAUUUGCAGAGAGAGGAGAAGAUGUGAAUUGCAGUUGGAAGCCGUGGUGGAAAAUCCCUUAAACAUUUUCCAUAUCAUUGUGGUUGUUGAGGAUAUUAAUGACCAUGCUCCUCAAUUCGAUAAAAAGGACAUACAUUUAGAAAUUUUUGAGUCUGUAUCCGCAGGUGCACGAAUAUCCCUUGACCCUGCCACUGACCCCGAUAUAAACAUGAACUCAAUUAAAGACUAUCAUAUCAAUCCUAACUCUUACUUCAAGUUAAUGGUUAGAGUUAAUUCCGAUGGUGGCAAAUACCCAGAGUUAUCUUUGGAGAAACCUCUAGACCGGGAGGUGCAGCGGUCUCAUCGCUUGAUACUAACGGCCUUGGAUGGAGGGGACCCGCCACGAAGUGCCACCGUUAGAAUAGAAAUUGUUGUCAAAGACACCAAUGACAACCCCCCGGUGUUUAGCAAAGAUGAAUAUAGAGUCAGUGUCAGUGAAAGUCUGCCCCCUGGGUCCUCCGUGCUGCAGGUGACAGCCACUGACCAGGAUGAGGGGGCCAAUGCCGAAAUAAGCUACCACUUCAGGAGCACUGCUCAGAGUACGAGGCACAUGUUCUCACUGGACGAGAAAACAGGCCUGAUUAAGAAUAACCAGUCAUUGGAUUUUGAGGAUAUGGAAAGAUAUACCAUGGAAGUGGAAGCAAAAGACGGAGGUGGUCUCUCCACCCAAUGUAAAGUCAUAAUAGAAAUCCUAGAUGAAAACGACAACAGCCCAGAAAUAAUCAUCACGUCUCUCUCGGAUGAGAUUUUGGAGGAUUCCCAACCAGGAAUGGUCGUGGCCCUCUUCAAAACACGGGACUGGGAUUUCGGAGGAAAUGGCGAGGUCAUGUGUGACAUAGAAAGAGACGUUCCUUUCAAGAUUCAUUCUUCUUCUAAUAAUUACUACAAGCUGGUGACAGACGGGACCCUGGACCGAGAACAGACCCCGGAGUACAAUGUGACCAUCACAGCCACCGACAGGGGCAAGCCGCCCCUCUCCUCCAGCACCACCAUCACCCUGCGCGUCACCGAUGUCAACGACAACGCCCCGGUGUUCCAGCAGCCAGCCUACCUGGUCCACGUGCCAGAAAACAACCCGCCCGGGGCCUCCAUCGCGCAGGUCAGCGCCUCCGACCCCGACCUGGGCCCCAACGGCCAGGUGUCCUACGCCAUCGUGGCCAGCGACCUGGAGGCACGGGCGCUGUCGUCCUACGUGUCCGUGAGCGCGCACAGCGGGGUGGUGUUCGCGCAGCGCGCCUUCGACCACGAGCAGCUGCGCGCCUUUGAGCUGACGCUGCAGGCGCGCGACCAGGGCUCGCCCGCGCUCAGCGCCAACGUGAGCCUGCGCGUGCUGGUGGGCGACCGCAACGACAACGCGCCCCGGGCGCCUCCUGGUGGCCGUGCGGGACGGGGGCCAGCCGCCCCUCUCAGCCACCGCCACGCUGCUCCUGGUCUUCGCUGACAGCCUGCAAGAGGCGCUGCCGGACCUGAGCGAACGUCCUUCGCCCUCUGACCCCCAGGCUGAGCUGCAGUUCUAUCUGGUGGUGGCCUUGGCCUUGAUCU
This is a messenger RNA of Myotis davidii, 1811 nucleotides long. RefSeq names its product protocadherin gamma-B6-like. The record is from RefSeq and is a predicted model, not a curated record. Gene Ontology annotation, cellular component: plasma membrane. NCBI's taxonomy places the organism in Eukaryota, Metazoa, Chordata, Mammalia, Chiroptera, Vespertilionidae. The transcript has a single exon. The annotation marks the transcript as partial. Gene Ontology annotation, biological process: homophilic cell-cell adhesion. Gene Ontology annotation, molecular function: calcium ion binding.